AUGAGCGCAAAAGAAAAGCCUUCAUCAGCCGCACAGGAUGGCACCGAUCAACAACAACAGCAUCAUCAACAGCAAAAUGACGAGUCGUCGACCAUCAAUACAACAUCAUCAAAUCUAUGUAAACCUGUUGGAUUUACGGACGACGGAAAACCAAUCUAUGAUAGAACAGGCAUUGAGAUGCACCCAAAGAAGCCGCACACGUCGGCAAAGGAUAACCGGCAGUUGUGUGCGUAUGGAGGUACUGUAUGUACACAAAAGCCGAUGAAAGGAUUUGAUUUUUGUGUGAAACAUAUCCUUCAAGAUCCGACAGCUCCGUUCAAGAAGUGUGAGUUUUCAUCAACAAAACAAUGCGGAAAUCCAGUCAAAAUCGACCAGGAUGAUGCCAGAUAUUGUGUUGCUCACAAAACAAAGCUAGGAUUAAUUGAAAAGGGUCAAUCUGGAUACUCAAAAAAGAAUAAGAAACAAUCGGAGGAAGGAGCUUCUGGAGAAAACGAGCCAAAACCAAAGAAGGGAAGAAAAAAGGCCUCUAAAUCUGAAUCUAAUACCACAACUAAUUCGAAAGAGGCUGCUGCUUCCUCGUUAGGGCAGGCUCAAACCAGCAGCACUUCAGAGAAGCCAAUUUCAACGGUAGAACCUACAACAUCUUCAAUCCUACCUGCAUCAUCAUCAACCACGGCUCCUGUACUUUCUUCAGGUUCUGCCACUGUUGAAAACAUUUUACCAUAUCCAUAUGAAAACUUCAAUAAUGAUGAGGAUACUGAUUCAGAUGAAUACACGGGAGUCAAUCGUGUUUUUGAUCCAAGAAAAGAACCCAAACCCAAAAAAUCACCCCCUCACAAAAGAAAACGAAAGUUUAACAAGAAACAACCAUCUUCAGAUGAAUUGAGUGGUUCAGAUACAGAAUCUGAUGAGCCUACAGACGAGGAUGGAGGCACUGAAGAAUAUCCUGCACUUUCAUUUGGUAAAAAUUCUCAGCAUCUAUCAGAGAUGGAAUUUCUUCGAGUUCGAAAACAUCACAUUGAGACCUUAUUGAAAAUGUAUCAAAAAAGACACAGAAAAGUCAGAAACGAAUUAGAAAGAAAAUAUAAUGAAUUUCUAAUUCAAAGAGAGAUUGCUGCCAAUGCUAUUCUCGAACAAAAUCCAAAUAUUAACUCAGACAUCAAAAUUCGUCUCAAAAAAGUCAACUUCAAUGAUUAUUAUAAUCCUAAAAAUCAAGUGAACAGAAAUGAAGAAAGCAUAAUAGUCAUGCCAACCGUGAACUUUCCUCCCGAAAAUCAACAAAUUUAUCAUUGCGAGAAGGUCGAAAAAUAUCAGGAUGAAGAAAAGAAAGUGCCACUCUGUUGUCAUCCCCAAUGUUUCAAUAAGCGAUUACUAGGAGUUGAUUUUUGUUUGCAGCACAUUCUUUAUGACCACAAACAGCGAUUCUAUGUUCCAUCAUCAACAGGUAACACCCCUACGUAUGCUCUUAGUAGUGAAGUUAAUAUCAAAAUUCCAAAAGAUUCGACACUUGCGGAAAAGACCAUUGUUGUUUUGGAAAACGUUGAUCGUUUAUCAGCACCCACUACUUGGCAAGUCCCACCUGAACAAGAGCAGCGAAUUCAAAACUUGCUUCGAAAGUUGAAAGGCCAUUCUGCAUCAUCCACCUCACAACAAGCCCAAGAUACCACACCACUAUCAACAACAAUGAAUCAAGAUCAAACUACCACUAACACUGCAACGAUUCAACAGGAACAACAACAACCCCAACAACCAAUGGAGAUGAUUUAA
Molecule: messenger RNA, 1767 nt
Organism: Naegleria fowleri
Lineage: Eukaryota; Heterolobosea; Eutetramitea; Acrasida; Naegleriidae
Exons: 1
Coding region: 1-1767 (588 amino acids)
Cellular component (GO): nucleus
Source: RefSeq, a predicted model, not a curated record